AUGCGUGUCGAUAGAGCAUCCGGCCCAGAGGAAAUCAAUUUGAAUCUGAACUUGAGAUUGUUCAUGCAAGAUUUGGACUAUAUCAUGCCUUCGGACAACAAAGAGAUAAAAGAGUACCAAUCAAAUACUGCGAAAAAUGGGCAUCGCAUACUUCUGAUGGGGAACUAUACAGAAAAAAGCGAGAUUGGCGUGCUGGUAGAAAUGUUCAAAGAUGAGAAGGCUCACAUAAUUCCAGACUUUCCUAAAAAUCGCCAAUCCAGACGCGCUGAAGAAGUCCCUGAGCCAGGAGACUCUUUGUGGUCUAUACCGUUUGCGCACAAAUUUGAAGGACAAAAAGCUCAUGUCGAAUAUACGUUGACUUUAAAAUUGCAGAUGGUUCCAUCUCACCUGGCAUUGAAAUUACUAGAAGCCCCGUCUCUACCUAAUCGACGAUCCCCCUUCCAAUUUGGAAAGGAAAGCAAAGCUGGCCCAUUUGCGGAUGAUAUUGAAGCCAAGGUCAAUUGGCAUUGCCAUCGGAACCUGGAGCAUAUUCUUUCCGUCUGCAGCAUUCCUCUUUAUUCAAAUUUGUCAGAAGUUCCGAAGACUUUGAAGACAACUGGAAUCGGCUAUUCACCCCCAUCAAUUCCAACCGCACUGACUUGUGGAGAUUUUGGAGACCAUAGGGUCAGCGUAUCAGGGAGCUACUUUGCUUUCAUGUUCAUGUUAGAGAUGUACAAGAGUCUUGACCCUUCCGAUUCCCAGAAAAGUCCUUGGUUGGUCGACAAUCAAGCCGUGAAUCGCCUACGCAAAAGGAUUCGUGAGACCUGUAAGGGUCACCUUGACUGGAUCUUCAAUCUUGACCUUGACGCAGCCUGCUCCACUAAUCUCUGGAUCAGUGGCAAAAUGAUAGACUCAUACAGUGAGACAAGUGUCCCAAAGAACUGUCCCACCAACAUGCCUUAUCACAUCAUCAAGGUGACAGAGUUCUUAAGAGUAACCGAAGACUUUGCGGGUAAAGAAUCUAUUUACCAAAAGCUGGCAAUACUCUGUGAGGGAUGGUUCUCAAGAAUUAAGGCGACGAAGAACAUACGAACACCUACUUGGGAGCAUGUCGAGGGCUCAGAUAUACCUUCAUAUCGCCUGGGCGAUCAUAUUUGGAUCUGGAAAGCCUUGAGAGGAGUUGAAGAUCUCAUGAACGAAAUGGGUCCCCAAAUCCCGAAUAGUUUCAUUCAUCCAGAUGAGCGCCAGCAGUUUCUGAAGUUGAAGGACCGAAUUUCCACAUUGAAAGCAGAGAGAUUAAGAAGUCAUGCAGAUGAGGACGAGGAAGCCAUUUUCUUCAACUCUGAGGAUUUGCGAAAGGAAAAUUUAAAGCGGUUUACAAUCAAAAAUGAGAUCUUCAACAGACGCAUGCUAAGUGUCACUCGGAGUGCAAGCGAGACACGAUUUUUGUUACACUCACGAGAUACGGUGCUGUGUUACGGAAUGGGUUGGGACUUUUUCAAAUCUCACGAUGAGCCACUAAGAGAAUUGAUGAAUAUUCAAACGAAGCAUGAUGACAGUCUUUGUGAAGAGCCUUAUUGGAAGGACCCUCUUCGAUACGGAUUGGCUAUGUUGAUGUCUCGCGAAGAUCAUCAGCUAGAGAGCACAUAUUCACCAGACAAAAUGGAACAGUAUGCAAGGAAGCUCCUACUAUCCUCAUCUUCAGAGAACGGCUUGUUCCCCGGUCAACUCAAUGAUGAUAAGCAAGCAAUGCUUUUUGAAGACGAAAUCGACCGAGACUUUUAUUUCCACGUGGGCUUUGAAAUCCCAUAUAUUCUAUUGCGGUGUCAAUGCCCUAAGAAAAUACAACAACUUGAUCCCGCCGAAGAUGUGUCUCCUGAAAAUCCGUUAGCAUCCGAGCAAAGCGUGCCUCGUGACCCAAGACCCCAGAAUGAGCAGAGCUAUUCGAAUCAAAAUUUCACAAAGCCAGCAAUCACACCAAUGACGCUGAAAAGGCAAAUUCCGUAUGGAGUAUUCGUGGAUGUGAACAAAAUAGUGGAUGUCGCAGAAGAGUGGCUUUUCAAGGAUCCAGAUUUCCUGGGAUUCACUCCUCCACAAGAACCGAACGAGAUAAAUGGGACCAUAAUAGCAGCAUCGCAUAGGCUUGGCCUUGAGUACGAGAUGGAUUGGGAUGACAUGGAAUUGAUGGAAGGGCGACAUUCCGCGAUUAUGCUGGACAUCCGCAAAAGCCGAAAGAGAAAACUCACGGCCCAGCAAAAGUGCACCGUCGUCAAAGUAUCCAGGGAUCGCCUAUUGGCCAAAAGAAGACUUGAUGAAAGCAAAAAGCGAUUGAUCAAUAUCAAGUGCCCAAAGUGGAGUAUGGCAAUAGCAUGCUAUGUUGCAACGCCAGAGUGUGACAGAUCAAACCUCGCAUCAUUCUUCCAAAGACAUGGGAAUACCAAAUCAAGCUUCUUCCAUGAUGAUGUGGUAAUAGGAUUCAACACUUGGACAACUGAGCUUCAUUGUCGCUUCUUUAGAGCCGUUGAAAAAGAUGGAGAUGAGUGGAAAAAACUACAAGAGCAACGAUCCGCUGGAGGUUCAGAUGUUCCAGCAGACCAAAAAUGCAGCCGACAGCUGGCUGCAAAGCUAUGCCGAACACUUGGACACGGCUGUUACAUUGUGGACGAUGUUUUUAGCUUCAUGAUGGUGGGCGACUGGUGUGAUCGGUACUGGACAUGUCAUGUUCUCGAGACGUCGACCGUCAGCAGUGAUUUGUUCCGGGCAAAAUGGCGUCAUAAUAAUCCACAUUUCCCUCAAAGAAAGGUGCUUGAGCUCAUCCUAUUCAACAAUGUUUUGGAGAACAUACACCGAAGCGCUAUCGACAUCCUCAAAAGGCUUGAACAAGAUCCGAGGUCAAGUUCAUCUGAUAUGAGCGAGGAGCUGUACUCAAGCGUAAGCUUCAAGGACAAAAAGCAAGAGCUCCUCGAUGAAACAUUUCAGGUACUUCGCGUCUUGAAAGAUAGUAUCACGGGUAUCAAGGAUCUGAUUGAGGAUUGGAAAGGACGCGAGAGCUCUCAGGGGAGAGAAAGACCACGCUGGACUCGUAGCGAUGAGCAGAAAUAUCGAAAGAUCAUUCAAACCCAUGACAAUGAGUUGGCAAAGCACGACCGCGAGAUCAACCUUUUAUUGUCUCGUAUUGACUUUCUUAUUGCCUUGGUCAACAAUGAAAAAUCGCUCAGUCAAUCCCGAGAUGUUACUCGUUUUACAUAUGCCACAGUCUUCUUCCUACCCGUGGGACUCGCUGUGAGUUUGUUCAGUAUGAGUGGUGCUCCAGGUCGAGCUGCUAUUCUCGAAGUUGUGAUCACAGCAAUCGUCGCUCUGUCAGUCACUGUCUUUAUUCUGUGGUCAGCUAUCAAAGCUCCAACUUCAAUAAACGCCCGUCGUCUACCCGUGAACUUUGCCUGGAUCGUGGAUAACUUCAGCACAUAUCGGAAAAAACACUCGGCCACGGGUGAUGGAGAUGAAACUUCGACCUCUCGCCCGCGAGUCUUUAGGAGAUCUCUCCGGAACACGUUGUUUAGCUUGUCAAAGUUGAAACGGCGAGAUACGACCAAAGAUAGCCAUAGCGAGUCUGCAGCUUGA
Molecule: messenger RNA, 3600 nt
Organism: Penicillium malachiteum
Lineage: Eukaryota; Fungi; Ascomycota; Eurotiomycetes; Eurotiales; Aspergillaceae
Exons: 2
Coding region: 1-3600 (1199 amino acids)
Source: RefSeq, a predicted model, not a curated record